Molecule: messenger RNA, 6149 nt
Organism: Zeugodacus cucurbitae (melon fly)
Lineage: Eukaryota; Metazoa; Arthropoda; Insecta; Diptera; Tephritidae
Product: neuropeptides capa receptor
Exons: 11
Coding region: 1062-3044 (660 amino acids)
Biological process (GO): neuropeptide signaling pathway
Cellular component (GO): plasma membrane
Molecular function (GO): neuromedin U receptor activity
Source: RefSeq, a predicted model, not a curated record
UGCAGCUACUUGUAGACGAGUACUUGAAUACAAACAUAUGUACACGUAUGUACGUAUGUUUGAAUGUGUGUAGACAUAUUGGUGGAAUAACACAGCCUUGUGGCAUGCGAAGCUGAAUCUAAGCACCUCCGGCUGCCGCAGAACGUGUGGCGCUUUUUAUUCGGCAUCGUCUGUUCGAGCAAAAAGUAUCUGUCUUCGCGAGAGAUCUUCAUGCGAAUGUUUCAGCAUUAGAUAGCUCACCAGCGCGAGCUUGCGGCGAUUAAUGAAUUUCACAAAAGUACUGAAACUUUCGCGUGUUUAAUUAAUUUUAUAAAUAUUCGGAAUACAAGUGUGAACAGCUCAAUUAUCCAUUGUGGGCUUAAUGAUCGCAUUGCGUGUGAGAAUUGUCAGCGGUUCAGAAGCUGAACGCUUAAAUGCAAGUGUGUUUUGUGUACGCGUGUGUGUGUGAGCUCGUGAGACGUCAAGCCAGUGAAGUGUUUGAUACCGUUUCGGCAAAUUGUUUCAUAAUUAAAAGUGGAUUAUAGAUUGAUGAGCCAUUAGAAAGUGCUUAUUAGUGCGUUUGGAGCUUUAAGAGCGCGUGCAUGUGAAGUUGAAAGUAUAAAUGACUACGAAAUUUGAACUAGUGAGAUGUAAAUAAUAAUAAGUGAGAUUAUUAAUCAAGUCGAAGUAUAUACAAGUUAAAAUUAAAGUAAGAAUUAUUUCGUAUUUAUGGAUAAAUGUUCAACGAAUUAUAUAACUGUUUCUUUAUUCCUGAAGUGCGACACAUAUACUGCUGAUCCGAUCGAAAACUAUUUUAUCCUAAAGACUUGGUAGAUAUAUUUAUCAUGAAUUGACGCCAGUGUUAUAAUAAACAAUAGUUCUGUUCAAAAAUGUAUGUAUAUUCAGAAACAGUUGUGAAUUCAUGAACUAAAACAGAAGUUAAUUCAAUAUAAAGAAAACAUAUGUAGUAAUCGAAGGCAUUAACUAUUCGAAUAAAGGAUAAUAGUGCUAAAUUUGAAAUAGUGAAAAUGCCAAUCGUCGUUCAAAUCUUCAAACAAUUGAUAACAUAAACAACGGCCGAAAUGAAUUUAUUAGCGCCAGCUUUGAACAUAACCACCGAUCUCCCCACCAUCCAUGCAAAUAUAAGCAGCUAUGGCCUCGCCAGCACUUUACUCACAGACAAUUACAAAAACAGCAAUGCGCUAGUUGGCAACGCUUUUGAUGAACAUUUCGCUAACGGUACAGACGUUGGCUUUUACGACGGCUUCGUGAAUAACGGCACCGAAAGUGCUUUCAACGAGUUAAUCGCCAACCUAAGCACAAUCGCAUACGAUUUUGGCAAACAAUUAGUAACCACAGUAAUCGAUGCAAGUACCGAUGCUACAACGCCCGCCGCCAACACAACACCCAUCCCACCGUCAGCGGUGUCGGCAGCGACGUUGCGCUCAGCUAGUGAUGUCAAUAGCAAUAUUGUGGACUACCAUAAUGUGUCAUUAUCGCAGAAUCACUGGUGGCUUAAUGCCACAAAUGCAACUACACAAAUCGCCGUCGAAGAAGGGUCGCGGGCAGGUGGCGAUGUGCUCGAUUUCGCCACAGCUACAGGGAGUGCGAAGGAUGUCAGCACUGAUGCUGAUAGUUGGGUGACAAACACACAGACUGUGUUUAGCGACUUCGACGUCGAAGAAUUAGACCCGUGCCAUCCAAACAAUUCGAAUUUCAACUGCACUCAGACUGAUUUUGUGAAAUUCGUACUCGGACCGCAAACGCUGCCGCUCUACAAGGUGUUGCUGUUCACGAUAAUUUUCAGUGGAAUUUUCAUAACCGGCAUGCUGGGCAACAUACUGGUUUGUGUAGUUAUCAUACGCCAUCCAACAAUGCACACGGCCACCAACUACUACUUAUUCAGCCUGGCAGUCUCGGAUUUAAUUUAUCUGCUCUUUGGUUUGCCCGCGGAAAUAUUCCUUUACUGGCACCAAUAUCCCUACCUAUUCGGACUGCCCUUCUGCAAGAUACGCGCAUUCAUUUCAGAAGCCUCGACGUACGUCUCCGUACUCACAAUCGUCGCUUUCUCCAUGGAGCGCUUCCUCGCCAUUUGCCACCCCCUGCAUCUGACCGCGAUGAGCGGCUUCAAGCGCGCAGUCCGCAUCAUCGCCGCGCUCUGGACAGUCAGCUUGCUAGGCGCCAUUCCGUUCGGACUGCUCACAGAUAUUCAGUACUUGAAUUAUCCCUUAACUGAGGCGACAAUACCGGAGUCCGCGUUCUGCAGCAUGUCUCAUUACCCUGAUGAGUUUCCACUAUUCGAGCUUUCCUUCUGCCUGUUCUUCGUCAUACCGAUGCUGCUGAUAAUCAUCUUGUAUGGAAAGAUGGGCGCACAGAUACGCUUCAGCACGACCCUGCAGCUGGGCGUUCAACAAGGAUCCAUGCAUCGGGAAUCUCGGCAUCAGCAGUCACGCAAAGCUGUAAUACGGAUGUUGGCCGCCGUUGUAGUGACCUUUUUCAUUUGCUGGCUGCCAUUCCACAUGCAACGAUUAUGGUUCCUCUACGCCAAGGAACAAAACAAUUUCCAAGAGAUAAAUGAGUGGAUGUUCUCCAUCGCUGGAUUCACGUACUAUGUGUCGUGCACGAUCAAUCCGAUUCUUUAUAACGUGAUGUCGCACCGGUACAGGGUUGCAUUCAAGGACAUACUGUGGGGCAAGCGGCGAAGCGUAUACUACAACAAUGGCUUUGCGAGGGAUCAGUCCAGCUUUCGAGAGACGAUCGCUUCCAGCUUGGGUGGCGGCAAUAACAGUACAUACGAUCGCGUACAUUCGGUACGUGUGCGUUCCGUGCGUCAUACGAAUAAUUUCAGAGAUCGCAACUCCAUUAAGACAAAAAAUGUACUAUGGACAAAGGAUGGAGACUACACUGUGCCGCUAAAAAAGGAUACGCUGGACUGCAAACUGAAGUAUGGCACGAACGUUGUAGUUGUUGUGGACAAUGGCAGCGUCAAUGGACGGCCCAAAGUGUUCACAGAAAACGAAGCCGAAGCAACACUGAUGAACAAGGAUAACGAGACUUGUAUAUAAAGAAAGCAGAAGGAUGCAACAAAAAAGCGACAAACAAUAAAUAAGCGAUCGAGUGGUUUGAGCUGCACAAGCAUAUGUGGUAGCGCCAGUGUGCUCACAAGACAGCGAGAUUAACCUAAAAACAAAUGGAUUCUAACGAACCAAUGCAUUAGCGUUCUGAACGGGCAUUCGAAAUGAAGAAAUUGUGUACGUAUGUAUAUUUUGUAUAUAUGGCAUUCGGUUUAACGGUAAAAGAUUACAAUUACAGUUGUUCCACUUUUACUGUAUUUAUGGGAUGCAGUUAUUUAGUUUAUGCAAUGAGUGUUGAAAGUAAAAGCACUUUGUACAUAUAAGAUAUUUGAUAAAAGAUAUUGUUAAUAGAUACAGCAACGAAUUUAAGCAAACUACUUAUAGGCGUCUCACCCGCAAAGUAUGCAAUAAGUUUGCUGAUAAGUUAGCAUAGAGUUAUGGUUAUUUGGCAUUUGACAAGGCCUCAGCAGAGUGUAUUUUAUAAAGUCGGUUGGUGUUAAUAAAAAAAUUAAAUUUGCACAUUUAAAGAAAUUUGGAAAUAAUUUUAAUGAAUUUGAACAGUGAAAUAAUUUGCUUUCGUGCCUUUACUUAAAAAAAAUUAUUUGUUCUGCUCAAAGAUCUCUAUAACCCGAACUUUUGUAUUGGCCAUAGCGUUUAGAAAUCGAAUCUCAUUCAAAUUUCCAUCCAUAACUCAAAUUUCCGUAACUGGAAAUUCUCCAUAACUCGAACUCUUGAAUUGGCAAUUGAAGUUAAAUUUCAUAAAAAUCUCCUUCCAUAAAUCGAACUUUUCGACCAGGUCUUAAUACACAAUUUAAAAUUUUACUAUCGAGGCAGAAUUUUAAAACAGUCCCCCUAUAUUGUAUGGCGGCGAACAAAAGAUAUAUUACUCUAAUGGAUUUCAUAAAUCAUGUAACAAAAGCAUGAGAUACAGACGACGAGAGCCAAACAAUAGCCAAGUGCAACAAAUUAAAUUAAAGAAUUUUACAGCUUUUUGAAACAUUUAUGUUAUGUCGUUAACUAACUUCAAUCCAACGUCGAAACAAAAAUUUUAUUUUUUAAUACUUGAAAGCAAAAUCAUAUUUAUCUGAUAUAGCAAUAUUCUGUCUUCUAAUAAAUGGUUCACUUUAGAGUAAUCUCUCAUAUAAAUAAAUUGUUGAUCAAAUUCCAUAUUCUAUAGUUUUUUCACUUUCUCUAAUAUCUAGCGAAAACUUAGUGAAUAUCACUCUCUUUACGUUCUUGUAGUUUGCACAAAUUCUGAUGUUCGGUUCAACCGAUUUCAAACUUUACACCUAUUUUAUAAAAUUCGUAUAAAAAUCCUCUAAUUGCUGUAAAUAAUGCUUUGAAAUUAAGAAAACAGGGACACACGACAAGAAAUAUUAUAAUACGUGCUUUUUGAAAAUCCAAACAAGAUAUUACUGUUAUUAAUGUUAAAUGCAUAAAUAUUUAUUACUCUUACAUCUGAUAUGCACAGCUCGUCUUUGUGAGCUAUACUUAUGAGCGUGUAUGUAAGUUGUUAUGCGGAGGCCCAUUGGAGCUCUAGUUAGCUGAACAACCUGUGCAACUGUUAAUCAGAUUCUAAGAUACGUUCAUAUAAGGUCAUGUUAUUGUUGUAAUAUUGUAGAUUAUUAUAUUGUAUACACUAAUAUAAGAAUUCAUUGCAAAGAAAUGCAUUGGCAUCCUUUAUUUAUACCUACAUGUAUAUACAUAUAUAUUCUCAAGCCAAUAUAAUGAUGGUAUAUGUAAGUAUGUUGAUGAAUUUAUUUCUCUUAUUAAGAAGCUUUAACUUUUGUAAAAGUGUUUGCACAGAUUAGGAAAUCGAAUUUACAACUCUCAGUGUGUUUUAAUAAAUGUGCGUGACUAAACGCUAUCACAUUGCUUAUAUUCACACUAAAGUGCAUAAACUAAAGGCACUGAACAGGUUUCAUUGUAAGCGUAUUUAAGUUUCUUGGGAAACAUUAUCGAUAUUUUGUAUAUAAACCAGAGAAAGGCAAAUUUUGCGGAAUACAGUACGCUUGUUAAGAGUUUAAGAGAUUUCGUCUAUAAAAUGUAAAUAGUACGCUUGUUGUCAACACUCUUCGACCAAAAGCGUUUGGCAACUCUUAGCCAUAUAACUAUGUGUUAUUGAAUACAUUUUAAGCAACAUGAAAUUGUAAAUAAGUUAAUACUAAACUGUAGAUAUCUGGUGAGCACAUUGCAGCAAUGUUAUGCGGUGAAUUUGGAAGGAAUGAAUGUGAAAUGUUGCGUAUACGCAGCGUAUCAAAAUUCGUUCUUCUUAUACAUUUUAAUUGGAGCAGUUGUUGCUAGAAAAUAAAUCUUAUAUUUGUCAAUUUUAAAGAAAUAUGCACACAAUGCAUACAAUGUGUUUAGCCAUGUGUGGCGAUUGAGGUCAUGCCUCAAUGCAAGGAGCGCAUGUUACGUAUACGCCGUGUAUGUUGCAAAGUUACUUAACAAGGCUUAUUCGUGCAAUUAUAUAAAAUAUAUAUAAAAUUAUUAUGUUUUGAAAUAUUGUACAUUCUACUAGUUGAUGAUGCAUUCGUUAAUCAUUAAAAAUUUUGUACUUCUUUGGGAAAAGUACAAGCGAUCUCUUUGAUUUACUACAACGACUAAAAAAAUUUGUUAUAGUGUUAUGGAAAUAUUUUAUUUGUAUUGUACUAAAAUUUAUUAUUACUAUAGUUAUUAUACUGUAUAUUUAUUAUGUAUAUAUAUUUUGUAUUCAUGGCAAUAAAGUCAUAAUAACUUUGUAUUAAGUCGAGAGCAUUUUUGCUCGCGCAACUUAACUGCGUCAGAUAUUUUGCAAUUAAUCGUUACCUACAGCUUGAGGCAACUGUAUGCUACUCGUGAUUGAAUGUGAUUAAAUAUUGUUGUUGAAUUACACAAGUAAAACUAGUAUACGUGUAUACUUAUGACUAGUAGAAAUUUUGAUAAAUUGGAAAAUUGUUGGCAAAAAUCUAAAUAACAAUUAAAUUUAAUAGAUGUGUACAUCCAUUGGACCCAACAGAUUGUGCUGUAAACGAAAAGUAUUACUAUUUUUAAGUAAUUUGAAAUUCACAAAUUUAAUGUAAGAUUGAAAUAUAUAAAACAUUAUAAUUCACAACA